Molecule: messenger RNA, 930 nt
Organism: Acaromyces ingoldii
Lineage: Eukaryota; Fungi; Basidiomycota; Exobasidiomycetes; Exobasidiales; Cryptobasidiaceae
Exons: 2
Molecular function (GO): RNA binding
Source: RefSeq, a predicted model, not a curated record
CGUCGUGCAUACCUCUACGUGGGAGGCUUGAGCCCGCAGGUCAACGAGCUCAUGAUCAAGGAAAUCUUCAGCGUCUGUGGCCAGGUCGUCCACGUCAAGAUUGUUCCCGAUCGGAAUCUGCAGCACGGCGGCUUCAACUACGGUUUCGUCGAGUACGCAGACCUUCGAGCGGCCGAGAAUGCCAUUGCGUCACUCCACGGACGCAAGAUUCUCGAGUCGGAGAUCAAGGUCGACUGGGCCACUGGCGGUGGUGGCGGUAGCAAUGGCCACGUUGGUGCCCAGGUCGGGCAGUAUGGCGUCCGCGACACUUCCAACGGCCAGUACCACGUCUUUGUCGGCGAUCUUUCUCCUGAGAUUACCGACGCCACGCUCCGCCAGGCCUUCCAGUCGUUCCCAAGCCUGGCAGAGGUCCGGGUCAUGUGGGACGCAAACUCGGGCAAGUCGCGCGGGUACGGCUUCAUCGCAUUCAGGGACAAGGCAGAUGCAGAGCAGAGCAUCGCCACAAUGAAUGGCGAGUGGCUCGGCUCCCGUGCGAUUCGCGUCAACUGGGCCAACCAAAAGAACCCACCGGGGAGCGUGGGAGGCAUGCCCGGCAUGGGCGGCGCUGGCGGCACGAGCAUGCCACCUACCGGUGGCGUGGCGUCCGGCACACCCAUUACGUACGAGCAAGCCGUCAACGGAUCUUCACCGUCCAAUACGACCGUCUACGUGGGCAACAUCCCUCCCUUUGCGACGCAGAAUGACCUCGUGCCCCUCUUUUCGCAGUACGGCUUCGUGCGAGAGGUGCGCAUGCAGUCCGAGCGCGGUUUCGCCUUCAUCAUGCUCGACACGCACGAGAACGCGGCCAAUGCGAUUGUCAACCUCGCUGGUCACAUCGCCUGCGGAAGGCCCAUCAAGUGCGGCUGGGGCAAGGACCGAAACGAGAGCGCA